UUUUCACCUCCUGACAACAUGCAGAUUCUCCAGAAAAGCAAUGAAAACAGGACACCUCCACAUUCUUAGUCAUGCAUCCUCUGGCCUUUCCACCAAACCGCCUGGAGGGCGUUCAGCUGUGAGGGAAGCAGAACCCACCACCAACCAUGGACACUGACACCACUGGCAGGGCAGAGCUGGACUCGGAGGUCCACGGAGAGCUGGCUGACAUGGUGGCAGCCAUGGAUGUGGCCGCCAGCCGCAUGACACCGCCUAAUGGCUACAGGUCGGGGGCUCCGAGGAGCGCCGCUGGCCAGAGAGCUCGACUAACAGACAGGAAGUUGUCUCUACAGGAGAGGGGGAGCCGCAUGGCACGACAACCAACCAUCGAGACCAAACGGGUGUCCAUCACGGAUGUGGAUGACUGUGUCCAACUCAACCAAUAUAAACUGAAGAAAGAGAUUGGAAAGGGUUCAUAUGGAGUGGUGAAGUUAGCCUACAAUGAAGAUGCUGAACAGUACUAUGCAAUGAAAGUGGUGUCAAAGAAGAGGCUGAUGAGGCAAUGUGGGUUUUUGCGCCGCCUGCCUCCUCCAGGAUCAAACUCACAGCAGGACCUGUUCCAGAAAGCCACGCUGCCUCUGGAGAGGGUGUACAGGGAGAUCGCCAUCCUCAAGAAGCUGGACCAUCAUAAUGUUGUUAAACUGGUGGAGGUACUCGAUGACCCUGAUGACGAUGGACUUCAUAUGGCCUUCGAAUUGGUGACAAAGGGACCAGUGAUGGAGGUACCAACAGACAACCCUUUAACAGAGGAGCAGGCACGCUUUUACUUCCGAGACAUUGUCCUGGGAAUAGAAUACUUGCACUACCAUAAAAUCAUCCACAGAGACAUCAAACCCUCCAACCUGCUGCUGGGAGACGAUGGUCACGUCAAAAUUGCAGACUUCGGCGUGAGCAAUGAGUUUGAGGGGGUUGAUGACCUCCUGUCAAGUACAGUGGGGACGCCGGCCUUCAUGGCCCCUGAGACGAUAAGUGAAAACCAGCAGAGCUUCAGUGGAAAGGCAGUAGAUGUGUGGGCGAUGGGAGUCACUCUGUACUGUUUUGUGUUUGGGGAGUGCCCUUUUUAUGAUGAUUAUAUAGUUUCCCUGCACAACAAAAUCAAGGACAAACCAGUGGAGUUCCCAGAGACGCCGGGAAUAACUGCGGAGCUGAAAGAUCUCAUUGAAAGGAUGCUGGAUAAAAACCCUGCACAAAGAAUCACCAUACCUGAAGUAAAGCUCCAUCCAUGGAUGACAGAGAACGGCUCAAAUCCUCUCCCUCUAGAAGAGGAGCACUGCAAGGCGGUGGAGGUCACUGAGGAGGAGGUGCAGAACAGCAUCAAACUCAUCCCCAGCCUUUCUACUGUGAUUCUUGUGAAGUCCAUGCUUAGAAAGCGGUCUUUCAGUAAUCCCUUUGAGUGUCAGGGCAGACGGGCAGAGAGGUCCAUGUCUGCCCCUGGAGGUCUCCUUACUGGUUCUUGGGGCUUACUGGGGUCUUCGCCUCUGCCUCAUCCUUCCUUGAGGAAAGUCAGCAGAGAGGGGAGCAGAGAAGGAGAGUUGGAGGACUUGUAUGAAGACGAAUCAACUCCAGAGACUACAGAUUAAAGUGACAUGUGAAGAGCAGCUGGGAGUGUGCAAAAAAAUUCCUUGUAUUCCUCCUUUGCACUCUACUUCUGUGCUCACUUACUCAUUCUUUUUCACUAUUGUUCAGAUGUUGAGAUUUAUGCUUAAUAAAAUUAUAGAUUCAUUGUUCUUUGAAUGAAAUCAAACAUUGAAUAGUCAGAUUAGAUGUCAUCCUGUGCUUGUUUUCAGUUCUGUGAAUUUUUCUGUUACCGCUGGCAUGAUCGACAGAAUACAGUGAAUGUAAAGUUUAUUUAUGGGCUCAAAUUGUAAAUAUGCUCCAUAAAGAAAAUAUUUUUACAUUUUCUU
Melanotaenia boesemani (Boeseman's rainbowfish) is the source of this 1943-nucleotide messenger RNA. It is a transcript of the gene camkk1b, whose product is annotated as calcium/calmodulin-dependent protein kinase kinase 1, alpha b. Gene Ontology annotation, cellular component: cytoplasm. NCBI's taxonomy places the organism in Eukaryota, Metazoa, Chordata, Actinopteri, Atheriniformes, Melanotaeniidae. The record is from RefSeq and is a predicted model, not a curated record. Gene Ontology annotation, molecular function: ATP binding; calmodulin binding; calcium/calmodulin-dependent protein kinase activity. The transcript is spliced from 17 exons. The coding region runs from base 147 to 1619 and encodes 490 amino acids. Gene Ontology annotation, biological process: protein phosphorylation; intracellular signal transduction; positive regulation of protein kinase activity.